This is a messenger RNA of Rhinichthys klamathensis goyatoka, 3516 nucleotides long. RefSeq names its product forkhead box O3b (gene foxo3b). The coding region runs from base 767 to 2719 and encodes 650 amino acids. NCBI's taxonomy places the organism in Eukaryota, Metazoa, Chordata, Actinopteri, Cypriniformes, Leuciscidae. Gene Ontology annotation, cellular component: nucleus; mitochondrial matrix. Gene Ontology annotation, molecular function: DNA-binding transcription factor activity, RNA polymerase II-specific; RNA polymerase II cis-regulatory region sequence-specific DNA binding. The record is from RefSeq and is a predicted model, not a curated record. Gene Ontology annotation, biological process: regulation of transcription by RNA polymerase II. The transcript has 4 exons.
CUGUCAGCGGUAGAGGCUGCGUUUCUUUUCUCCCCCUCCUCUAGUCACUCAGUCCUAAGUUGAGCUCGCUUGAGUGCUGACAGACGAUUAGAGCAGAUAGUCCUCCUGUGCCUUCAGAUAGAUAGAUGGGUGCAGAAAGAGAAGGGACUUUCUAGACGGGAAUUUUCUGCACUGUACCGUCCGUAACGUCGAGGGAUUGGCGCGCGCUCUAACAAGGCUCCGUCUCUAACGUUACCUUUAACUGUUAAAGAGACUUCUGAAUGCGAAGUGACAUCGGGUCAAACUGGCAAAUAGCACAAAGUUAUCACUGCAGUCUUCGAGCACGCUUAGUUCUGUCCUCGUUAUUGUAGUUGUCUUGAGCUGACAACGGCGUUUUGGUUGUAGCCCGCUGAAUGUGCUGUGGCUCUGACAGUUCAGUUCUUUUGUCACUACAGUGACUUACUGCCUGUGAUGGUUGUGUGCAGUGACGUUGUGGCGCUUUGUCCGUGGCUACUGCCGAGGUGCGCUGGAGAGAUAUAGUUGUAUUACAUCAGUGCACCAAGUGACCGGAGUGCGACACAGAGAGGAGAAACGGCUCUAGCUGAAUGGUGCGUGUUGAGGGAGGGGUGCUAAUAAUCAUUAAGGUUUGCACUGGUCGCUCAAGAAGCAUUAAGCUACAUUUAGAAUAGAGGUGCAUUCAUGGAAUGCGACUGUGACCGCUUCCCACUGCCUAUCUAACUUUGACUGAGACAGUACAGAGGAGUGACAGAGAAGGCUGGUAGAGGCAAUGGCAGAGACAACCCUUGAACCACUGACCUCGCUGGAUGUUGCCAUCGAUCCAGAUUUUGAGCCACAGAAAAGGCCGAGAUCAUGCACUUGGCCGCUGCCGGAGUCCAGUUCGGCAAAGCCUGCGUCCAAUGACACUGACAUAAUCCCAGAGGAAGAGGAUGAUGAGGAUGACAGCGCGAUGGCAAUUAACGGCAUGGGUGAAGGAGAGGACAACGGCAGCCCUAGCCAGGCAGAUGAACUGCAUCCCAUUAGUGGUCAGGAGAGGACAGACUCCCUGCUCUCCUCUCAGUCUGCGACCACAGCUAGUCGGGGGGUGAGCGGUCAAGGUAGCCAACAGCAAACUCCCCGGAAGUCAUCUUCAAGGAGGAACGCGUGGGGCAACCUGUCCUACGCAGACCUCAUCACGAAAGCCAUAGAGAGCACCCCAGACAAGAGACUGACACUGUCCCAGAUCUACGACUGGAUGGUCAGAAGUGUCCCGUACUUUAAAGACAAAGGCGACAGCAACAGCUCAGCUGGUUGGAAGAACUCCAUCCGACAUAACCUGUCCUUGCAUAGCCGUUUCAUCCGUGUACAGAACGAGGGAACUGGAAAGAGCUCGUGGUGGAUGAUCAAUCCUGAAGGGGGGCGGGGAGGUAAAGCGCCAAGGCGACGUGCAGUCUCCAUGGACAAUGGUAACAAGUACACCAAGACUGCUCGUGGGCGUGCGGCCAAGAAAAAGGCAGCACUGCAGGCGGCUCAGGAGGGUUCGCUGGAGAAUGUAUCUGCUGGUGGUCUGUCCAAGUGGCCAGGAAGUCCCACUUCCCGGAGCAGUGAUGAACUGGAAUCCUGUUGGACUGACUUCCGCUCGCGAACUAACUCCAAUGCUAGCACCCUGAGUGGCCGCCUGUCACCUAUUCUGGCCAAUCCAGAGCUUGACGAUGUGCCAGACGGCCCACCCCUGUCCCCAAUGCUCUACUCCAGCCCCAGCAGUCUCUCUCCUCCCUCAUCAUCUUCAUCAAACUCCAAAACGUGCCCAGCAGAACUUCCAGGGCUAGCUGACCUGACUGGCACAAUGAAUCUCAAUGAGGCUGACAACCUAAUGGUUGAUCUGUUGGACAACAUCACUACACAAGUGCAGGUUGUUCAAGGGUCUUCUAAUUUCAGUUUUAGCUCCAAGAGCACUCCAUCACCCCCAAUCUCCUCAUCAUCCCAAACUGUGAGCAACAACACCGGAGGAUUCAGUAACCCCAUUUUUGGGCCUCCAGCAGUAGCCCUGCGUCAGACACCCAUGCAGACCAUCCAGGAAAACAAGCAAACAUCAUUUUCUAGUGUUUCUUGUUUUGGAAACUCACUUCAGGAGCUGCUGAAUUCUGAUUCACUGAUCUCACACAGUCAUAGUGACGUUAUGAUGACGCAGUCAGACCCACUUAUUUCACAGGCCAGCACUGCCGUCACCUCUCAAAACUCCCGUCUUCGCAAUGGCCUCAUGCUUCGUAAUGAUCCCAUGAUGUCUUCAUUCAGUUCUGUGCUCAAUGGGCGAAGCGGCCACCUCCAGAAAAAGCAACACCAUCAGGGGUCCAAUUCCCAGGGUGCUUUGCGUUCCCUCUCCAACAACAGGACGCAAAGUCUAGUUAAUGAUGCUAAUAAUUUAGUCUCCACAAAGCAGCACCUCCCGCCACAGCCCUCCGUGUUGAUGACCGAGACAUCGCUUUACUCUGGCCUGAAUGGAAGUAACGGGGUAGGGAUCUGUCACCCCUCAGGAACAGAUCGUUUUCCCUCAGACUUGGACCUGGACAUGUUUAACGGCAGUCUGGAUUGCGAUGUGGAUUCCAUAAUCCGCUCUGAAUUAAUGGACUCUGAUGGACUGGAUUUUAACUUUGAUGCAUUGGUGCAAAACGCUGUUAGUCUGAAUCCUGUGGGAAACUUCACUGGGACAAAACAGUCCAAUCAAAGUUGGGUGCCUGGCUGAAGGCAGUCGCUUAGGUUCAGAACUGCAGUGAAAACAACAAAGAAUAAAAUAACAACUACAAGAAUCCUGCACAAAAAAAAAAAACAUCCAAAAGACUUGAAGUCAAUCUUUGCCAAGAUUGUUGUCUGCGACAAGCACUGGAUGAUAUGCCUGUUAACAGGUCCAUCUGUAAAAGCAGACCCAGACUAUAACAAAAGACUGCCCAAUGGAGAAACACAAACUAACAGUGAACUCACAGAUCAUUAUGCAAUGUUUGAAAAUAUCCCACUGUUGGAGGUGAAGUAAUCUAAAAAUGAAAUGUUUAAAUAGGCCUGUUGUAGCUUUUCUGUCAUAAAUUUAGUUUUCUUGGCUGGGGUCUCGCUCUGUUUUCCAUCACAAUUUUGUAUAAUGAUUGGCUACUUCUGUUAUCCUCUAAGCACCAACUGUAUAGUCAUUGAUCAAUAUAAGAGUACAACUAAGAGGUGAAGAGUUGACCUGAAAGAUUUCAGAGCACAGGUGGAGUAGCUUGACAGUGCACUUCAUCAAUUGUUUUGUUUUUAAUUCACUUUUACCAUACAGUAGUUAGUUCCCAAUCUGAAAUAUAGUUGCCUCAUAAUAAUACUUAAUACAUUUUUGUGAUUGAAUAUAACCUUAUAAGGAGUAAUUCAUUUGUUUGUACUGUCUGUAACUGUACAAAAAAAGUGGUAAAAUUGAAAGCUUAGCAGGUGGAGGCAUCUUCUUUAGCCAGCAAAGCUAUGUUUGGACUUCUCGCAUAUAAAUGUAGCCAAAAGUAAUGAAUAAAUAAAUAUUAACUUGCA